AUUACAGACUUACAGUAAUUCACUUCUUUUCCUUAUCUACAUAUAAUAAUACAUCCACUUUCACUAAUUAUAUUUUAAUAAGAAACUAUUAUAACAAUAUUAUGAGGAGAAGAGCUCAGGAUUUCCGGCGGCCAGUUCACCGGGGACUCUCGAAAGUGUUCUGGUUGACAUUGUGUGGAUUAGUUGUGUUGCUGUUGUUUGUUCUUUUAAGCCGUGAGGAUCAGCCUUCCUCUAGAUCCAUUGUAUCAUUUAAGAAAAAUGACAGGCAGGACAGGAUCAUAGAGGGUCUUAAUAUCACUGAUGAAAUGGUUAGUGCUGAUUCAGUUUCAAGGCAACUUGGUGACCAAAUUGCUCUUGCAAAGGCCUUUGUUGUAAUUGCCAAAGAAAGCAACAAUCUUCAAUUUGCUUGGGAGUUGAGUGCUCAGAUUCGUAUUUCACAGUUUCUUCUCUCAAAUGCUGCUCUAAGACGAAAUCCUUUGACAAUUAGUGAAUCAGAAACUGCUGUUCAUGAUAUGGCAUUUCUACUUUACCAAGCACAGCAACAGCUGCACUAUGAUAGUGCAACCAUGAUUAUGAGACUGAAAGCCAAAAUACAGGACCUUGAAGAACAAUUGAGUUCUGUGAAUGAGAAGAGCUCCAAGUAUGGACAAAUAGUGGCCGAAGAAGUGCCAAAGAGCUUGUACUGUCUUGGAGUUCGGUUGUCAACUGAAUGGUUCGGCAACUCUAAUCUGAAGAAAAAAAUUGAAGAGAAAGAGCAAUUAGCAACAAAAUUGACUGAUAACAGCAUGUAUCAUUUCUGUGUUUUCUCUGACAACAUUCUGGCAACAUCAGUUGUGGUUAAUUCAACUGCUUUGAAUGCCAAAUAUCCCAACAUGAUUGUGUUCCACCUGGUGACAGAUGAAGUUAACUAUGCUGCAAUGAAAGCCUGGUUCACAAUAAACAGUUUCAGAGGAGUGACUGUAGACGUACAAAAGAUAGAGGAAUUUAGCUGGUUAAAUGCUUCUUAUGUGCCUGUCCUUAAACAGCUCCAAGACUCUAACACUAGGAGUUAUUAUUUUUCUGGCAACAAUGAUGGAGGUAAAACUCCAAUAAAAUUCAGGAACCCUAAAUAUCUAUUAAUGCUGAACCACCUCAGGUUUUAUAUUCCAGAAGUUUAUCCUUCACUGAACAAAGUAGUGUUUCUGGAUGAUGAUGUUGUGGUUCAAAAAGAUCUGUCGCCUUUGUUCACCAUAGAUCUACAUAGCAAUGUUAAUGGUGCUGUGGAAACAUGCAUGGAGACGUUUCAUAGAUACCACAAGUACUUGAACUAUUCUCACCCACUUAUAAGAUCACAUUUUGAUCCGGACGCAUGUGGAUGGGCAUUUGGAAUGAAUGUUUUUGAUUUGGUUGAGUGGAGAAAAAGGAAUGUCACCGGCAUUUACCACUACUGGCAGGAGAAAAAUAUAGACCGGACCUUGUGGAAACUUGGCACAUUGCCUCCUGGCCUGUUGACCUUUUACGGAUUGACAGAGCCAUUGAAUCCUACCUGGCAUGUGUUGGGUUUAGGCUACACAAAUGUUGAUCCUCAGCUGAUUGAGAAUGGUGCUGUCUUGCAUUUCAAUGGGAACUCAAAGCCUUGGUUAAAGAUUGGUUCCGAAAAGUACAAGCCCAUUUGGGACAAAUACAUUGACUAUAGUCAUUCACUACUGCAGCAGUGCAAUGUUCAUUGAUUUUAAGAUGGUUUACCUGAAUCAUUUGCUGGUCCGCAAGGAUUGUUUUUGUUUGAUAAAGCGCGAACGGGGUGGAACUUCAACGAAAGUGAAGCAAAGUUAGUGACUGUCCUGGUAUGAGAAAUCAGGCUGGUGGAUUAAUGUUUGUUGUAUACGUUAUUUAGGUUAUACUGCUGUAUCUUUGUAGAAUGAAUAAAUUAUGAUAAUUUUUUAUGCAUAUAUAAGAAGGUGGCUAACGGAAUUUAUUAUGUGUGAA
This is a messenger RNA of Daucus carota subsp. sativus, 1965 nucleotides long. RefSeq names its product probable galacturonosyltransferase 10. Lineage: Eukaryota; Viridiplantae; Streptophyta; Magnoliopsida; Apiales; Apiaceae. The record is from RefSeq and is a predicted model, not a curated record. The transcript is spliced from 2 exons. Bases 102 to 1709 code for a protein of 535 amino acids. Gene Ontology annotation, molecular function: polygalacturonate 4-alpha-galacturonosyltransferase activity.